AUGAGUCCACCGAGUGUGAUGGGGCAGUUUGGGGACACAACCUACACCAAGGUUUUUGUUGGUGGACUCGCGUGGGAAACCCAGAAGGAGACCAUGAGGAAGUACUUCGAGCAGUUUGGGGAGAUCCUGGAGGCUGUUGUCAUCACUGACAAGAACACUGGCAGAUCCAAGGGCUACGGAUUUGUUACCUUCCGGGACCCAGAUGCGGCGAUGAGAGCUUGCGUUGAUCCCGCACCGGUGAUUGACAGGAGGAGGGCUAACUGUAAUCUUGCUUCCCUUGGGGUUCAAAGAUCUAGGCCUCCUACUCCCCAGCAUGGAGGGGCUAGGAACUUUAGAGUGAUGAAAUCCUUCAGCCAGCAGGCAGGAUUCCAAGGUGGACUGGGCGCAGCUUUUCCUUCUCAUGCCACCUUCCCUCAUUAUGCCAUCCCACAAGGCCUCCCCUACCAUGUCUAUGGGUACUCUCCAUAUACCCCAGACUACGGUUAUCCAACAAACUUCUACAAUAUAUAUGGAGGAGCUCAUUACCCAUUUUAUGGAGGAGCAGCAGCUGGCAUGGUGACAGGAACAAGUCCCUUUUAUCCAUAUUUCCAGUUUGGGCAAUCAGGAAACACUACUACCAACUAUACAAGUGGACAAGGCUACAACUUGCAAUACCCACAAAUGUUCCACUUCUCAACUGUAUCUUCUACAGCUGCUGCAGCUGUGACCGGCUUUGCUCAGCAGUAUGGAGGACCAUUGUCACUAGCAGCAAGCCCUCAAGCCCAAGCAGGCAUGACUAUGGCACUCACAGCUCCAACCCUGCCAACUCCAACACAGGCUGCUCAUCCUUACCGGUUGAUUCCUUCGCACUUUGCAGUGUCCACUGCUCCAGAGCAACCCUUGGCCUAA
Molecule: messenger RNA, 888 nt
Organism: Miscanthus lutarioriparius
Lineage: Eukaryota; Viridiplantae; Streptophyta; Magnoliopsida; Poales; Poaceae
Source: the annotation of a GenBank genome assembly